Eupeodes corollae is the source of this 579-nucleotide messenger RNA. It is a transcript of the gene Rrp47, whose product is annotated as nuclear nucleic acid-binding protein C1D. Bases 67 to 543 code for a protein of 158 amino acids. Gene Ontology annotation, biological process: regulation of gene expression; maturation of 5.8S rRNA. Gene Ontology annotation, molecular function: DNA binding; RNA binding. NCBI's taxonomy places the organism in Eukaryota, Metazoa, Arthropoda, Insecta, Diptera, Syrphidae. The transcript is spliced from 2 exons. Gene Ontology annotation, cellular component: exosome (RNase complex); nucleolus. The record is from RefSeq and is a predicted model, not a curated record.
ACACUUCUCAUCUUCCUCGUGCAAAUGUAAACAACAUUUUCAAAAUAUAUCAAAUACAAAUUCAACAUGUCGCACAUAGAUUUUGGUGAAUUAAAAAACGACACAAAUUUCACAUCAAUUGUUAAUAAUUUUUCAAAAAGCUUGGAUGAAAUCGAUGCAAUUAUAACCGAAGCUAUUAAUUACAAAGAUUACGAUGAACUGACAACAGAGGAAAAAGUUAAAUUUGACAAUUAUUUGGCUUACACCACAAAUUCCUUAUAUUGGAUGUAUGUUAAGCUCAACGGAUUGGAUCCAAAUGCUCAUGGAAUCAAAAAUGAACUAUCCAGAGUUCGGCAGUCCAUGUUGCGGGACAAACAAAUUCACGAAAGGAACACAAUUCGGCCAGUUCUUGAUAAAAGUGCAGCUGGACGAUUUAUAAGACAUGGUUUGCACGAUAGAUCAAAUCGAGAUGAGGAACAUGAAAAUGAAAAUGAAGAACUAAUGGAAACAGCACCACCAAAACCAUUGAAUAAGAAAAUUAUAUUUGAUAACGAUUCGGACUGAAGUAAAUAAAAUGUAGAUUAUUAUGUUCUUAAGGAA